AGGAGCCCAGCAGGGAGGCCCAGCAAGGGACAGACAAGCUAGAUAGAUAAGUAGAGGACGCGAGCUGUGGCCAGUAAGAAGACAUCGUAAAUCGAUCUCUCCGCCGUCGUUUCUUCUUCUCCUCCUGCAGCCUGUCUGUCCGUCUCUCGCUGCUGUCGCUGCUGUCGCCGUCGCCGUCGCUGGCCUGCUGGCUCUUCCUAUUACGUAGUUGACUGCGCUAGUCCCUAUUCUGGCUUUACCUCUGCUUCGACCUCUGCCUCUUCUCCUCCUCGACUCCUCCGCCGCUCUGCUACUUUCUCUACGCUGCUUCUUCUACCGCUCCCAACUGCUCCUCCAACGCCCGCCGUUCCCUCCUGUCUCUGCCAUGGCGACUCGCACGAUGGAAGCCCGAACUGGCCGGACAAACCAGCGCUACUCUCCCGCCGGCGAACGCCUCGUCGCAGGCGUCGUCCCCCUCUCCCCAGACAAGUCCAAGGUCCUGCUCAUCCAAUCCGCCCGCCCCGGCGCCUGGGUGCUCCCCAAGGGCGGCUGGGAACUCGACGAGCCCUCCGCCCAGGUAGCCGCCGUCCGCGAGGCCUGGGAAGAAGCCGGCGUCGUCUGCACCGUCACCUCCGACCUGGGCAAGAUUCCCGACAUGCGCAGUGCCACCCAGAUAUCAGCCAAGGCGCCCCGGGUACUCUACCAGUUCUUCGAGGUGCGCGUCGACCGCGAGGAGAGCCAGUGGCCCGAGAUGCACAAGCGGAAGAGGCAGUGGGUGACCUACUCGCAGGCUGCGGCGGCCCUGGUCGCCCGGCCGGAGCUGCUCGAUGCCCUCAACCGGAGCUCCAUCAAGCGGUGACUCUUGAACAAGAACCGCUGACACAUCCGGCCGUGACGAUGACUCGAUAUU
This is a messenger RNA of Trichophyton rubrum CBS 118892, 889 nucleotides long. RefSeq lists its product as uncharacterized. Bases 365 to 838 code for a protein of 157 amino acids. Gene Ontology annotation, cellular component: nucleus; cytoplasm. Gene Ontology annotation, biological process: diadenosine hexaphosphate catabolic process; diphosphoinositol polyphosphate metabolic process; diadenosine pentaphosphate catabolic process. The transcript is spliced from 2 exons. The record is from RefSeq and is a predicted model, not a curated record. Gene Ontology annotation, molecular function: endopolyphosphatase activity; bis(5'-adenosyl)-hexaphosphatase activity; diphosphoinositol-polyphosphate diphosphatase activity. Lineage: Eukaryota; Fungi; Ascomycota; Eurotiomycetes; Onygenales; Arthrodermataceae.